Molecule: messenger RNA, 2334 nt
Organism: Xenopus tropicalis (tropical clawed frog)
Lineage: Eukaryota; Metazoa; Chordata; Amphibia; Anura; Pipidae
Gene: gps1
Product: G protein pathway suppressor 1
Exons: 15
Coding region: 35-1717 (560 amino acids)
Cellular component (GO): COP9 signalosome; cytoplasm; nucleus
Source: RefSeq, a predicted model, not a curated record
GUAUGAGUGACCCGGAACUGAACGGCUGAGGCCGAUGCUCCUAAGUGGGGAGAAGAUGCCUCUACCUGUGCAAGUGUUCAAUUUGCAGGAAAACUCUGUGUCAGGGUCCAGGGGUGCAAACAGUGAGUACAGAAUGGCAGAUAGCUCCACUUCCAGCUCAGCAUCCUCUUCAGGGUGUGAGCAGUUCUGCACCCCCCACGGCAGUAGUUCAGACAUCUUCAGAUUGUGUACAGAUGAAGACUACAGACUGAAUGCCUCCUUGUCUACCUUCACACUGCAAUAUGAGAGCGCAGUGGAACCAAUGCAGAUAGAUGCAGACCCCCAAGAUGACCAGCAGAAUGUGCCUGACGUCAGUUAUGUUGUGGAAAACCCUACUCUGGAUCUUGAGCAGUAUGCAUCCAGCUACAGCGGCCUCAUGCGCAUCGAGAGGUUACAGUUUAUUGCUGAUCGCUGCCCUCAGUUAAGAGUUGAGGCCUUAAAAAUGGCUCUAUCCUUUGUGCAGAGAACAUUUAAUGUGGAUGUGUAUGAAGAUAUCCAUCGCAAACUUACAGAAGCCUCUAGAGAGGUGCAAAAUGCCCCAGAUGCAGUGCCCGAAGGUUCAAUGGAGCCACCUCCUCUGGACACCACCUGGGUGGAGGCAACGCGUAAAAAAGCACUUCUUAAACUGGAAAAACUGGACACCGAUCUUAAGAAUUAUAAAGGAAAUUCGAUCAAGGAAAGUAUACGAAGGGGUCAUGAUGAUUUAGGGGAUCAUUAUUUGGACUGUGGUGACCUAAGCAAUGCUUUAAAAUGCUAUUCGAGGGCUCGUGAUUACUGCACAAGCGCCAAGCAUGUCAUCAACAUGUGCUUAAAUGUUAUUAAGGUCAGCGUGUAUCUCCAGAACUGGUCUCAUGUGCUCAGUUAUGUCAGUAAAGCAGAGUCAACACCUGAAAUUGCAGAGCAAAGAGGCGAGCGAGACAGCCAGACUCAAUCUGUACUGACUAAGCUGAAGUGUGCUGCAGGCUUGGCAGAGUUAGCUGCUCGGAAGUAUAAACAGGCUGCAAAGUGCUUCUUACUGGCUUCAUUUGAUCACUGUGAUUUUCCCGAGCUCCUUUCCCCCAGUAAUGUGGCAGUGUAUGGUGGUCUAUGUGCUCUUGCCACCUUUGAUCGCCAGGAACUUCAGAGAAAUGUUAUAUCCAGCAGUUCAUUCAAGUUAUUUCUGGAGCUGGAACCUCAAGUCCGUGAUAUCAUCUUUAAGUUUUACGAGUCAAAAUAUGCAUCUUGCCUGAAGAUGCUGGAUGAAAUGAAGGAUAACCUUUUGCUUGAUAUGUAUCUUGCCCCCCAUGUCCGGACCCUUUACACUCAGAUCCGAAACCGAGCUCUUAUUCAGUAUUUCAGUCCCUAUGUAUCUGCUGAUAUGUUCAAAAUGGCAACAGCAUUUAAUACAACUGUGUCUGCUCUGGAAGACGAACUCACUCAGUUAAUUCUCGAGGGGUUAAUUAAUGCACGCAUUGACUCACACAGUAAAAUCUUGUAUGCCCGAGACGUUGAUCAGCGUAGCACAACAUUUGAAAAAUCCUUACAGAUGGGCAGAGAAUUCCAGAGACGAGCCAAAGCCAUGAUCCUGAGAGCUGCUGUGCUGCGUAACCAGAUCCAUGUAAAAUCCCCACCAAGAGAAGGAAGCCAAGGAGAACUGACACCAGCAAACAGCCAAUCCAGACUCAGCACUAACAUGUGACCGCAGCAGUUACCUGCACUCCUGACUCUUUAUAUAGAACUCUGUGGGGCUAUUACAUAUACAGACGUGUGUACCACCUGCUUGGGUCACUAUCCCAUUGGCCAUCUCAGUUGUGUACAUAUGAGCUUGUCAGGGGCUGUGAGGUUUGCUUCUACAAAUUGUUGGAUCUUUUCAUGCUUUCUGACGGUGAUAUAAUUCCAAGUCUGUGUUCAGUGUUGGCUGCACAGAACCAGACAGGGCCAAGAAAGGACAAGUAGAAGAUUACAGGGUGAAAGUGGACUCUUUAUAUUCUACUCCCCGUACGAUUAGCAGCUUGUGUUAAACACCUCCUUCCCAGUGUCUAGUCCAGCAAAUUCUUAUACUACAUUCCCUUUCGCCCCUCUUCCCCCCCUUCUUUCAUGCUCACUGCUAUACUUUGGAAUAGAGUUAACCUUUCUCUUACUGGACUGACCUUACAGAAUGCCCUUUAAUUUUAUUCAUCAUCAACCAGACUGGACAUAACUGCAUGUGUAGUUGAACAAACCCGGCCCAAAACCACCCAGAAGCAUUGAUAUUUAAAUGUCCCUGUUUUAUUUAGUUUCUCUUUGGAAUUAAACAUGUUAUUUGCGUGUUUCUUU